GAGCUGCAGGUGUGAAAUGGCUGCGAAGGUGUUUGAGAGCAUCGGGAAGCUCGGCCUGGGCUUGGCUGUUGCAGGAGGAGUCGUGAAUUCUGCUCUGUACAACGUGGAUGCAGGACACAGGGCCGUGAUCUUCGACCGGUUCCGAGGGGUGCAGGACGUGGUGGUGGGGGAAGGGACGCACUUCCUGAUCCCCUGGGUGCAGAAGCCCAUCAUCUUCGACUGCCGCUCGCGCCCCCGCAACAUCCCCGUCAUCACCGGCAGCAAAGACCUGCAGAACGUGAACAUCACGCUGCGCAUCCUGUUCCGCCCCGUGACGGCGCAGCUGCCCCGCAUCUUCACCAGCAUCGGCGAGGACUACGACGAGCGUGUCCUGCCCUCCAUCACCACCGAGAUCCUCAAGUCUGUCGUGGCUCGCUUUGACGCUGGGGAGCUGAUCACCCAGAGGGAGCUGGUCUCCAGGCAGGUGAGCGAGGACCUCACUGAGAGAGCAGCGACCUUUGGGCUCAUCCUGGACGACGUGUCCCUGACCCACCUGACCUUUGGCAAGGAGUUCACAGAGGCGGUAGAAAUGAAGCAAGUGGCCCAGCAGGAAGCAGAGAGAGCCAGAUUCAUUGUGGAAAAGGCCGAGCAGCAGAAGAAGGCAGCGGUGAUCUCUGCUGAGGGAGACUCCAAGGCAGCAGAGCUGAUUGCCAACUCCCUGGCCACAGCCGGGGACGGGCUGAUCGAGCUGCGCAAGCUGGAGGCGGCCGAGGACAUCGCGUACCAGCUCUCGCGGUCCCGCAACAUCACCUACCUGCCCUCCGGACAGUCCGUGCUCCUGCAGCUGCCUCAGUGAGCCUGGCAGCCUCUGCCCUGCCCUCUCCACAACAAAAUCAUCGCGGUUUCCUCGUUGGUAAAAGCAGAGGAAACGGAAAUCACCCCGUUUUUUCAAUUCGUAAUCCAAUAAAAGCGAGCGCGCGUUGACACCAGAGCUGCGUUUCCUCCCACGUGCGGGCAGAGCUGUGGCUGCACCGACCGCUCGAGGCUUGAGAAUUGCCCCUUUCCAGGCAGUUUGAGCUCCAGGAGCAGCAUUUCCCAUCUGCUCCCUCCUGGGAGGAACAGGUAGCCCGGGUGACUCCCCGACUGUGCUGUACCAAUCAGGGCUCGCAGCUGCCUCAGUGCCUUCAGGCCUGGACUACGGGACAGGGACGCUCAGGGCUCGCCCUCCAUCCAGCCAGUCCUGUUCCAGGGGUCACCUGAGAGCAAAAGGACACCUCAGCUUAGGGCAGUGGCUCUGCUGUGCCUGUGGGAACCACAGCACUGGAGGCACAGCUGAGUGCUGGGGUGAGCAGGGCACAGAUCCGCUCUGUGCAGCACAUGGAUUUCAGGCACGGGGCAGAAGGUGGCUCCUCUGCAGGAAAUCCUGCUGGAAACGGGACAUCUCUCCCUCCUGUUGCUGCACCCUGAUGUGUUCCUCCUGCCCCGGGGGGCUCCUCUCCAGGGUCAGCAUACAGGGGGGGUGACGUGGUGCUCCGUGGCUCAGGCAGUCGGGGAUGGGCAGAAUUCUCUGUUCCAUCAAUGCUCUUUUUUAUUUAGGGAGGCUGAACUGUGAGGAGGAUGUGAUGGGGGAGAUUGUAUAACCAGCCUUCAAUAAAUGUCACAGGCCCAAGG
Empidonax traillii (willow flycatcher) is the source of this 1650-nucleotide messenger RNA. It is a transcript of the gene PHB1, whose product is annotated as prohibitin. The record is from RefSeq and is a predicted model, not a curated record. Bases 17 to 835 code for a protein of 272 amino acids. Gene Ontology annotation, cellular component: mitochondrion; membrane. The transcript has 6 exons. Lineage: Eukaryota; Metazoa; Chordata; Aves; Passeriformes; Tyrannidae. Gene Ontology annotation, biological process: mitochondrion organization.